AUCAUUAAGUUCUUUCGAUAUAAAAAGUAAUAUUUUCGUACAAAUCUCAUGGCAUAGUUAUGGUGUCAGUUCAGUUUAUGGCAGCGAUCGCCACCAGGGAGAUUUCAAAUAGAAAAGAUCUGCUGAUAUCGGAUAUCAGUGAAACAUCUGCAAUUGCUUCUGUCACCAUAUUCUGGAUUAUGUUUCCUUCAAGAAGCUCCUUUUCCCAUUCAAUGGAAUCUGGAAUUUUACAAAUGUUUAUGGACUUCUCUGAACUGUAAUCCGAAAAAAAAGCCUUUCACCAUGUAAGUCAUUUGGGUGAUAGUAGCAUCACCAGUGCCGGAUUCUGGGUCCUUUCACAAUGUUUUGUGGAACACACGACCAGUCACCAAGUUUUUUUAUCUGAUUAUUUUUUCCAUUGUUUAACGAACAUUCCCCUCCCCACCACACACACACAUAUACAUACAUGCAUGCAUGCACACACAUGUUCACAAUACAAUGACCUAUUCUCAGAUCGAGUUUUCAAUCCUGUAACCACAUAUACAAAAAAUUGUUAUUCAUAUCUAUGCACACUCUUGAAAACAGAAAAGAAUAACAUAAGCAAAAUCCAUACACAUCAGUCACUGAAUUGUUUUGUUCAUUCUGGAAACUACCGUAAUAUUGGUACGCCGUAGUUAUCACCAUCAGCUGAACCAUGAUCAGUUAUAAUAAAGAAUUAAUGAAAGAAGAAGCUAAGAAAGCCAGGGAGGCCCAAGUCAUGCAGGCGAUCCAAUCACGAACCGCACCGACCCCUAAAACCAACACAAUGCUGUUCAGCGAGCCUGUACGUGUUUCUUCCAACCCUAAAAACCAUUCUGUUAUGCACCAGACUAUCAGCAAAGUACUUGGAAACUACGACGAGGUCGUCGAAGAAAUGUCCAAGCAACCAGGUCACAUGAUCGGCAUUGACAAACAGACCCGCUCUGCAAGAGACACCAACCACCAAGCCAAAACUUCGAAAUUGCGAUGUAAUGGCUACAAAAUGCGUCCUCAGGCUAGUUCCAAGGGGAUGAUAGGGAAAGAUGAUACCCCUCGGGGUCAAGAUGCAUCUAGUCACGGGCGUUGCAGCGGAAGCAACAAUGGCAGUGGUAAUAGUUCUGCUUCCUACCUUGGCCAUGGCCAUGGGCACCAGGAUGGUUCUAGACAAGGACUCCUUGAAACACCUCCAGACGGUGCUUAUAGUCGUAAUUCUCAGAACUCUCAUUCAAUGUCGAAAGACGGUGGUCACGGACAAAACUCGAUAGACAACAACUAUCGAAGCCGGACCUCUCAGAAUUCUCGAUUGUCUACUUCAUCAAGAAUGUUGUCCGAGAAGCAUGGACCUGACAAGGACUUCCAUCCUAAAAAACACUCAUAUUCUUCACAAAAUUCUUUCACCAACCCCAAUAACAAAGUAUACUCUUCGUCCUCCUCGUCAUCAUCCACACAACUCAGUAAGCACCCCCCUUAUCCUAAUGUAACUACCAACUCUGGCAAUGCACACUUGAAACCCAAUCGGCCCCUAUCUUCUUUAAGUGACAAAAGCUCAUCACAUGGCAGUAAUAGUGAGAAAUAUUAUCGUGACAAGUACCAUUCUGGGGGUGAGAAAUCUUUGCAAGUGGACAAGUUUCAUAGUAGUGCUGACAAGGCCCAUGCUGACCACAAACAGUAUAGUGAUAAGACACACAAUGAAAGCAAAGAACUUUCUAGUAAUGUUGAUACCAGUGAGAAAAGCCUCUCCAAUAACAGUGGUAGGGAGAAGUCAUAUUCUGCUGAGAAAGGAAUUUCACAUCAUUUGACCAAAACCAAGUCAAGAUCCCCUAUGCCCUCUCUAACACCCAGUGUACAGUCUCAACAACAGGGUCCCCCAUUAUUACAGUCUCAACAACAACAGCCUCACCUUCAACUACAACAGCCAUCAAAGGGACCAGCAGCACCUUCUGCUAUUGCUUCCACACCGCCCCCUCCUUCUCUCAAUAUGGAUGGUUCUCGAGAGAACCACCACACCUCGUUGCCAUCAUCAUUGUCACCUGCAUACAUUGCAACGAAUACCGUUUCAAGCAAACCAUUCAUGCCGACACAUCUGAACAAAGGCUUAUCAAACUCUCUAAAGGUCAAAAUUAUCGGCUCAAAUCCAGCAAAAGUCUCCAGUGAUCUUGAUGACAGCGAAUCAGAUAACCCGCCCCUACAGAUUGAGAAAAUUAUGAAAGAAAUGUGUCAGCCAGAGAAAAUAACGGGUAUAAAAACACCGAGUGUGAAAGAAAACCUGUUUGAGGAGAGCCGCUUCCUUUCACCGAUGGGGCAAAGCCAGAAACAUCUGCUGUCCGAAUUAAAACAUCAGAAACCUUCAACACCUGUACAUCAAACAAAGUUAAAAGCUAUUUCACCAUCUUUAACUCACCACCGUUACCAAAAGCAGAAUUUAAACGCAUCGCCAGUGCUGUCUGAUCUCAAAGAAGAGAAAAAUGACCUGGAUAAAAUCUUAGCUGAGAUGACCUGUCCCGAGUCUCCAGUAACGGCCAUUUCUACACCGGAGAAAAUGUCAGAAAAUCCAUUCGCUCGGUCUUUCAAGAAUUCCCAUUCACCUUCCCAAAAGACUUUUGGGCUCUCUGACAGUGACAGUGAUUCCUUUGAUAAUGAAGAGGAUGCAACACAACCCCCUAAUGAUAAACCAGUCCACAGUUGUUCAUCUGAUGAGAACACCAAUAACCAAGCAGAUGCCAGCAUCCUCAAAGAAUCUAAACACAUGACCCUGGCUGCUGCAGAAAUUAAAAACCAUCAAAACACAGAUUCUGUAGGCGAGAACCAACCAUUAAAGACAAGUCCACUUGAAUCAACUUCUCCAACAGCUAUGCCUGUCUUCCCCUUAAAUGCUGUGAAAUGUUCCUUACAGAGUCAAGAAGAUCUUUCCCAAGAUCUUCAGAUGAGUGAUUCAGACAGUGAAGCACUCGAGUCUACCAAAGAAUUCCCCCCCGUGUUUACUCCCUCAAAGUCAUCACCGUCCAGUCCUAUCUCACGCCUACAUCAUUCCAUGGAUAUCGGUGCAGUGGAAACCAGAAAGGAGUCAGUAGGCUUUGAUAUUUUCAGUGAACAUCCGACAAGUGAAAGUGAUUCUGAGAGCGAUGGAGUUGUAGGUAAAACAAAGUCCAGUACAUUGACUGUCAACAACUCAGCAGUGACAGAAUCUAAUACUGUCUGUAAUAACACACCGUUAGUUUACUCAACACCAGCUAGGAAAGGAUCGGGCCAGUUUGCUAAGAAAAAUGAUAAUGAUGCUGACGACGAAGAGGAGGAGGAUGGAGAUGAUGACGAAGAUGAUGAUCAAAGUGAUGUUGAAGAAAGCAACGAGCUGGAUAGAAUAGGCCCAGCGGUCAAGCAUCAGAAACCGGAUGUGGUCUCUUCAAGUUCAACUAGUGACUCGGACACCUCUGACGAUGAGUCAAACGUCUCGGAAAAAGCAUCUAGUGCAUCGGAUGACGAUGACGAUAACGAUGAAGAGGAAGAAGACGAAGAUAAAGAUGAUCAUUCAAAGCAGCUCGACUCAGUGGACGCGGUCAAUGAUGUGGAACAGUGCGAUUCUGCAAGUGUUCAAAAAACACCGCGCUGGUGUCUCCGAGCAUUCUUUUCGUUGCCAAACAGUGGCAACAAAGCGAAUCAUGUCCCCAAGGAAGCCGAGGAAAUUGUAUCCGUCUCUAGCCAUACUGGAAGUAAUGUCAGUGCAAGCCAAAGAAGCAGAAAUAAUAGCAGCAGCAGCAGUAGUAGUAGCGGUAGUAGUAGUAGCAGUAGUGGUAGCAGCAGCUGCAAUGAGAACAGCAGUCCAAUCACUGAAGCGAACAGUCAUUGUGAAUCCGAUGAUGACAGCAACAGUGAAAAGUCAUCUGCAGAGGAGAAAACAUCAUUAAUACCAAGUGAUAACGAAGAACCACCUAGUAGCUGCCACAAACAAGAUGUUCCCAGUGCCCCAUCAUUUACUGAGGACAUCUCAUCAAAGGAAAACAGUUUGCAGGCCAACACUAAAUCUGUGACAAAUCUCUCGACGUGGCCUCCCGGCAAAGACAUCCAAGAGUUUCCGUCUCCUGUAUCUUCCCCGAUGUCUGCAUCACCUACAUUAUUAGUUCAUAGAAAACUGAAGCGUAAAAUUUCACUUCCCAUUUGUAUUAAUACCAAUUUGCUGUCCUCCAUUCCAAAUGUUAAACGCCGCAAACUCACAAAUGAACCGUCCCAGCCCGCCGAGCACUUGGAUACCAUCAAAUCUGAAACAGUCCCGAACACGUGGUCAAGUAAAAUACAGUCCCAAGAGUCUGUUGAGAAACAGUCUGAAAACAAGCAACCCUGGAUAAAGCGAGACAAAAGUCCAAGAACACCAAAUAAUACUGAAUCUAAUUGUUGCCAGAAACGCACUUUGACCAUCAAAAUCAAUACAGAUCUUCUGCAUUUCAUCCCUGCAAAAUACUUAAAAGACCUGCCGUUAUUACAAGAAGUUAAAACAGAAAACAGCGUCGAGGAAGCUGCAGUCAAGCCUGAAAUGCAGAACGGUAAUGUUUCUCCUUCAGUUAAAGCAAGUGAACCCAAUGCGAACUCCGAAAGUUUUGUCAUGACGCAGACUACAACGACACCUGUGCUGACUGAGAGUACACCUUGCAAAACAGAAAAAUCUGAUUUCAAAUUCCGGAUCCCAAAGAGAACUCUCGACUCCGAGAGCUACGACAUCAGUCGACCCAGUCCGAAAAUGAUCAAAACCGAGGGACAAAUUUCAAAGAACGAAGACAACCUGUUGCCAACUAUUCCCAAGAAUGAAUCUGUGAAAAGUUUGUCUUUGGUCAACAGCGACCAUAACCACAGCUCUCCUUCGACUGAGUCUUCAACUGCUACCAGCAAAACCAGAGUUUCCGAUAAAGACAAACAGAUUUCUUCUUCCAUAGACGAUACCAAACAACCAUGCCAUGACAAAGAGAAGGACAGUGUUAUGCAACCUGUGUCUCCAUCUGAAUGUAAUAGCAGUGGUUGUAGUACUAGUAGUAGUAAUAGCAAUAACAACAACAGCAACAUCAACAACAACGGUGAUGACGAUAUCGACGACAAUGGUGAUGACAGCGACAGUGAUAGUGAGCGUGAUGACAGUGAUCACAACGACCGUGUCGAUAACGAUAAUGUUAAGAAGCAUAACAACAGCAAUGGUAAUAAUCAGACCGUCAAUGCUUUAACAAACUCGUCCAGCAGCAAAAAACUCAAGACAGCGACCCAGGCAAAUUUGACAUCAAAAAGCUCAUCGGAUAAUUCCAAAGACACUGGGAAAUCGGUUGCGACACCGUCUCCGUCGAGGCAGUCUAACUCCUCUUCUACCUUGUUGUCUCCGAAGGGGUCGACGUCGAGCAACACAUCUGACCACCACCAGCCCUCGACUUCUGCUAUUAGUACAAUCCCAGUCACCCCUAGCCACAGCAACAGUUCAAAUAGCCUACGUAACCGGCCGUUAUACAAGAGCAGUGGUUCUAACCACCACGGCGGCAGUGAAGGUGGCAGCAGCAGCCAUAAAGGGAAGGACAAGGCUGCUGACCACUUUUUCCAAGAAGCCAAACGUAUGAAACACGAAGGAAACAAAUUAACCGACAUCUUUGAGAAAUCUUUCUUGUACAUGAACGCCGUGGUGUCCUACGUACAGUGCGGUAUAGCGUUAGAGAAAGACCAAGAGCAGCGAUGUUUCCGCAUGUUUGGUGAGAUUUUCGAUUUCCUCAAUCAAAUCGGACACUACCACCAGUACCCUCACGAACAGAAAAUCUCGCUGUUGCGCUUGCUGUUGAUGUCCCGCGUCUGCAAAAAGCUCUACGACAUGAAGAAAAAGGUCGCCGACAACCUCAAGCAGGCCAUCGACGAAUACAACAAGCAGACCAGCAGCACUUCCUUGCCAUCUCACACCCCAUCCCCGCAUCGGCCCAACUGGAACACUUCCACGCCUUCAUCACGAUCGACCCCUUCACCAUCAGGCAGCAUUGACUCAAUACGUUCACAGGGAAGUAACGCCUCGGAUGCAAGACUAACGCCUUCAGCUUCAUCGUCAAACGCUGUCUCAGCGACAUCACACUCCUCCUCCUCCCACAUCUCUAACAAUUCUACUUCAUCCUCUUCUUCCUCCAACCCAAACUCUACGGGCCUUACGGGCUCGGCUCUGCCCUCCUCGUCACAGACUGUUACUAUUCCUAAAAGAAUUCAUUCCAUCACACAGAACUACAUAGAAAUAUUAGAUUAUAUUGUGAAGACUCACAAUUACUGGGAACAGGCUGAAAUUCAGAAAGAAAAUUGCAAAGACUUUAUUGAUCUCCUGCACACUAGAUGUAAAUACAUCUCAUUGCAAAGCAGUAUUUUUCAAUAUGUGGAAUACGUAAGAGUUGGUCUCCAAAUUCUCCGAGAAUCAUGACCUGACCUUCUGAACAAUUACAAAAAAGAGAAAAUUUAAAAUAAAAGAAAAAAAAUAAACAAAGAAACAAAAACUAUUGCUAUUUAUAAUAAAGGAAAAAAAAUAAUGUUUACUUUUCCUUCCCUUUCCCCCCCAUUUGGAUUUUUUUUUUUUUUUGAAUUUUUUUUUUUUUUUUUUCCUCUUUGAUGCUUGAUCUUCAAAGGAAGCCAUUUGCCAAAAUAGAAAGUGUCUGAGUUCCAGGUAGCUUCCCUCAGGAGCCAACCUGUCUAUAAGUAUUGAUGGAAAGACGGAAAAGAAGCAAAGAGAGGGACGGAAGGUGAGAAGAAGAGCAAGAAUGAGAGAGAGAAGGAGAGUGAGAAAGUAUGUGUGCGUGCGUGAAAGAGACAGUUUUUGCAGAAAGUAUAAUACUUAAAGUCAGUCCUUUGUAAGAUAAUGAAGAUGAAGUGAUGGCAUAAAAAAAAAAAAAAAUAAAGUCAAAACAUAAAAUUGUGUUUGUCUUUUGAUCUUCCCUCCCCCCAUUCCAC
This is a messenger RNA of Octopus sinensis (East Asian common octopus), 6936 nucleotides long. RefSeq names its product serine-rich adhesin for platelets-like. The coding region runs from base 674 to 6412 and encodes 1912 amino acids. Lineage: Eukaryota; Metazoa; Mollusca; Cephalopoda; Octopoda; Octopodidae. Gene Ontology annotation, cellular component: nucleus; super elongation complex. The transcript has 2 exons. Gene Ontology annotation, biological process: regulation of gene expression. The record is from RefSeq and is a predicted model, not a curated record.